GCGUUGGAAAGAGGCUGUGAGUUGGAGCCAAAAUCAAUUCGCAGAAAUGCAAGAGGAAAGGAAUCGACUACUAGGAUAUGUGAACACUUUGCGAGAAAACGUAACGGCUGCUAUCAAGAAAACGCGCGGAAAUUUGCAAACGGCUAAAGAACAGCCAUGUGCGGACAAACCUAGCCCUGAGCUGGCUACAGUCUGUCCAGAUAACGCAGUAGAGAGUACACCAAGCCCUUUGGUAGUCACCCCUCUGAGUGACUCGGAGAACAUAUGUUGUUUCUCACCCCUCCGGCAAUCACCUGGCCAAACCGACCUGUCAAAGACGGCAGAGGGUUCUUCUGCAGCCAAUAAAAAAGCCAAGCCAGCCAAAAAGACCAACAUAUCCAGGGUACGGCUACCUCUGCAAACUAAGAACCAAAACCAGGCCGUUGGCCCAGAACAGAAUCCAGUGACCAUGCGAAAGAAGCGUAAAUUAAACACUGUUGGUCUCCUGUCCAAGGAAAAUAGACCUUAGUAAUACAAUUCAACCCACCCCCUCUUUUUUUUUUUUUUUUUUUUAAGAAAACAAAAUUCACAUUUCUUACUCUCUUGCUCUUGGUCUUACUCUUACCCUACACACACUAUUUUUUUAUGUAUUGUAUUUAUAAAUAUAUAUAUAUAUAUAUCUUUCACU
This is a messenger RNA of Phycomyces blakesleeanus NRRL 1555(-), 667 nucleotides long. RefSeq lists its product as hypothetical. The annotation marks the transcript as partial. The record is from RefSeq and is a predicted model, not a curated record. The transcript has a single exon. Lineage: Eukaryota; Fungi; Mucoromycota; Mucoromycetes; Mucorales; Phycomycetaceae.